Populus euphratica (Euphrates poplar) is the source of this 3397-nucleotide messenger RNA. RefSeq lists its product as uncharacterized. The transcript has 8 exons. The record is from RefSeq and is a predicted model, not a curated record. NCBI's taxonomy places the organism in Eukaryota, Viridiplantae, Streptophyta, Magnoliopsida, Malpighiales, Salicaceae. Gene Ontology annotation, biological process: carbohydrate metabolic process. Gene Ontology annotation, molecular function: hydrolase activity, hydrolyzing O-glycosyl compounds. The coding region runs from base 416 to 3163 and encodes 915 amino acids.
AUGCCCAAACUUAAAACCAGAGCAAUGGGGGUGUGGUUACCCUCAUCUGCAAGUCAAAGCAAUUCUAGUACAAGAGAAGUAGCCUUACAGAGAAGAUAACAUCUGAAACAGACUAAAACAAUUUGAUUGAUCGUCUUUCCUGGGGAUGGAAAAACCCCGACAAAAGACAACUGAGGCAAAAAGCUAAAGGGUUUUGCCAGAAGAAAUUUGAUUGGUUGUUUGCUGUAGUUGGUGCCGCGCGUUUCGUAGACUUCACUUGUAAAUCUCCAAACGGUGUGUAUAAAAAUGAGGAGGUUUUUCACUUGCUGCUUCAACAACCAAGCCACCAAGACAAAUCUCAAGCAAGAAUAUCAACAGGUACCCACCCCAUUUCUGCUCUCUUUGUGCAAUAAAUCAACAGGAAUCUAGGGCAAACAUGGAGACCCAUCAGAAUAAUAACGGCAAUGACCAUUCCGAGACUGUAAGCCAAAACAUGAUUGAUUCAAGCAAUAGCAACGCUCCCAAUAUCAUAUUGAACCAUGAUUUCUCCAGAGGACUAUAUUCCUGGCAUCCAAAUUGCUGCGAUGGCUUCGUGCUUUCAGCUGACUCAGGUCACUCAGGAUUUUCAACAAAGCCUGGCAGUAAUUAUGCAGUUGUGUCGAAUCGCAAGGAAUGCUGGCAGGGCCUGGAGCAAGAUAUUUCUAGCAGAAUUUCUCCAUGUUCCACUUAUUCCAUUUCCGCACGUGUUGGAGUAUCUGGGCUUGUCCAGUACCCUACUGAUGUGCUGGCAACCUUGAAACUGGAAUACCAAAAUUCAGUAACGAGCUAUUUGCUCAUUGGAAAAACUUCCGUGUCAAAGGAAGGGUGGGAAAAAUUGGAAGGCACAUUCUCAUUAGCAACCAUGCCUGACCGCGUUGUUUUCUACUUGGAAGGGCCUGCUCCCGGGGUGGACCUGCUUAUAGAAUCAGUAAUUAUCACUUGUUCCUGUCCAAGCGAGUGCAAUAAUGCAAGACCCUGUGCUGGAGAUGGAGACGGGAACAUUAUUCUGAACCCUCAGUUCGAUGAUGGCCUGAAUAAUUGGUCUGGUAGAGGCUGCAAGAUUGCCAUACAUGACUCAAUGGCUGAUGGUAAAAUUGUCCCUUUGUCUGGAAAAGUUUUUGCUUCGGCAACAGAGCGCACACAGAGCUGGAAUGGAAUUCAGCAGGAAAUAACUGAAAGAGUGCAGAGAAAGCUUGCUUAUGAGGUUACUGCUGUAGUUCGUAUAUAUGGUAACAAUGUCACUAGUGCUGAUAUACGGGCUACCCUAUGGGUCCAAACACCAAAUCUCCGAGAGCAAUAUAUAGGCAUUGCCAAUCUACAGGCAACAGAUAAGGACUGGGUGCAGUUGCGGGGAAAGUUCCUUCUAAAUGGUUCGCCUAAAAGAGUUGUCAUUUACAUAGAAGGUCCACCUGCAGGCACUGAUAUUCUUGUCAAUAGUUUUGUUCUGAAGCAUGCAGAGAAAAUUGCACCCUCUCCUCCUCCAGUUAUUGAGAACCCUGCCUUUGGAGUUAAUAUUAUUCAAAAUAGCAAUCUGAGUGACGGAACCAACAGUUGGUUUCCUCUUGGCAAUUGCACCCUUACUGUUGCAACUGGGUCACCACACAUACUCCCCCCAAUGGCAAGAGAUUCCCUUGGACCUCAUGAACCGUUAAGUGGCCGCUGCAUCCUUGUAACCAAACGCACUCAGACUUGGAUGGGACCUGCACAGAUGAUCACUGAUAAAUUAAAACUCCUUUUGACAUACCAGGUAUCUGCUUGGGUUAAGAUUGGUUCCGGGGCAAAUGGCCCUCAAAAUGUGAAUGUUGCACUUGGUGUUGACAGUCAAUGGGUCAAUGGAGGACAAGUUGAUAUUAAUGAUGGCAGAUGGCAUGAAAUUGGUGGGUCCUUUAGAAUUGAGAAGCAACCAUCAAAGGUCAUGGUUUAUGUCCAAGGUCCAGCUGCAGGUGUAGACUUAAUGCUUGCCGGACUUCAGAUUUUCCCAGUGGACAGAGAGUCAAGGUUCAAACACUUGAGGAGGCAGACUGACAAGAUCCGAAAGCGUGAUGUCACCCUAAAAUUUUCUGGAGGGGGUUCAAGCAGUGUGCUUGGAACUUUCAUCAAAGUCAGGCAAAUGCAGAACAGCUUUCCUUUUGGGUCAUGCAUGAGCAGGACGAACUUGGACAAUGAAGAUUUCGUUAAUUUCUUUGUGAAAAAUUUCAAUUGGGCUGUGUUUGGAAAUGAGUUGAAGUGGUAUUGGACAGAGCCACAGCAGGAAAAUUUCAACUACAGUGAUGCUGAUGAGAUGUUGGACUUUUGUAAGAAGAACAACAUAGAAGCCCGGGGUCAUUGUAUCUUCUGGGAAGUGGACGGUACAGUCCAGCAAUGGAUCAAAGCACUGAACAAAAAUGACAUGAUGACAGCCGUUCAAAAUCGUCUGACAGGCCUUCUAACACGCUACAAGGGGAUGUUCAGGCAUUAUGAUGUGAACAAUGAGAUGCUCCAUGGAUCAUUCUACCAAGAUCAUUUAGGUAAAGAUAUCCGAGCUAACAUGUUCAAGACUGCAAAUCAACUAGAUCCAUCUGCUUUGCUAUUCGUGAAUGAUUACCAUGUUGAGGAUGGAUGUGACACAAGAUCAUCUCCAGAGAAGUACAUUGAACAGAUUCUUGAUUUGCAAGAACAAGGUGCGCCUGUUGGAGGCAUUGGAAUUCAAGGACAUAUAGAUAGUCCAGUCGGUCCUGUUGUUUGUUCUGCUCUUGAUAAAUUGGGUAUUCUUGGUCUUCCAAUAUGGUUUACAGAGCUUGAUGUGUCUUCUGUUAAUGAAUGUGUUAGAGGUGAUGAUUUGGAAGUUAUGCUUCGAGAAGCAUAUGCUCAUCCUGCAGUGGAUGGCAUUAUGCUUUGGGGAUUUUGGGAGUUGUUCAUGAGCCGAGACAAUGCACAACUGGUUAAUGCAGAAGGUGAGCUCAAUGAAGCUGGUAAAAGAUACCUUGCUCUUAAAAAAGAGUGGCUGUCUCAUACUCACGGGCAUAUUGACGAGGAAGGACAAUUUGCAUUUAGAGGCUUUCAUGGAACCUACGUUUUGGAAAUUGAAACCGUUUCCAAGAAGACCAUGAAAACAUUUGUUGUCGAGAAGGGUGAUUCUCCUCUGGUGCUAUCCAUAGACCUCUGAUUGUCUCUUCACUCAAUAAAAAGCUAUGACCAGUGUCAUUCGUGUGCGUGUGUGUACUUGUAAAACACUUCUGUGGAAGAUAAAGGAACAACAACAAUCGCUUGCUGAAUUUGGGAGCUGGUCAUGAUUGUUUGCAGUAUAUCAAUACUAAUACUACAAAGAAACAGUUGUUAUUGUAUCUAAUGUCACAUUAAGAAUAAGGAGUAAAGAUUCCAUGUUGGUCGUGUUACUGUU